CUAUUGUCCAUCCUCUUGUUUCGAACUCUUUUCUUGCCACGCGACCCUAUUCUACCAGUGACUGACAGUCGAAUUCGACCUUGCUCUUAACUUAUUCAGCGGCUUGUUUCAAGGAUACGACGUGCGACGACAUUCUUGCUCCCAGAAUUCCCUCAAGCAUAGAAAGAUUCGACACAUCCGUGUUUCGUCUCGCGAUCAUCUCUUUCAGUUCGGUUUUUUCCUUGGUACUCUCCAACUUCGACAUUAGGAAGAAGUCCAAAUUCGCGAACAUUGUUUUUCGGAAUCGCCGCUAGACCUUAUUGGUGUGGCACAUUACCCUUAUAAGCGACCAUCUCUGUGAACCCGUCGGACAGCCCGUUUGAGACAGCGAAAUGAUGUCGUACAUGCCCUCUCGUACAGCUUUUAACCACAGGUCGUCACCGUCGGGCAGUGGGUUGUCCCAUUACCAGGGACAAUCUUCUGGCAAUGUCAACUAUGCGGCUUCGGGUUCUGGCGCAAGCGGAGCCUCGUUCAACAAUUAUGGCCAAUAUGGUGCCAAUGGUGCAUACGGGACUACGCCCGUAAACUGGGCGCCGCCGCCACCGCCUGUGACUCAAGCGUUUCCUGAAGCAAUCAAUCGAAGUGGCCUACUCCAGAUAUAUUCGUUCGAUCCUGACCAUGGUGGUCCAAACACCAGAGUCACUGUACGCGCCAUGAUUCAUGCAACCGAGCCCGCAGAUCCCGACCGUUCCGUACGAAUACUGUUCGACGGUAGUCCUUCUAUGGCCGAGCGUAUCACCCGCGUGGAAGAAGGAUCUAUGCUGUUUGAACUAUGGGUCCGCGUCCCUGAUAUGGGAGCCCAGGCUACAAUGCUGCGUCUGAAAGCACAACUUUGCAGCGGUGCAGGCACUGUUCAAGAUGCGGUCGACUUCGGUGAAUUUGAAUAUAGCCGCGAAGGUGGUGCCGCCACUCACCCUGUGACCGGAGAGAGACGGUUACGCGAAGACGAGACCUUCAGCGAUCGCAAUGUUCGUCGCAACGUCCGUGUGCCAUCAGUGCCACGUUUCCAUGCUGGCGGUACACCAGGCCAUCCGUCGAGCGAUAUGACCAUGCAGACGCCAUAUCGUGGUUUGCCUGCAGGCAUGAGCCCCGCCACCGCCAUGGGCGCUUUCCAGUCUCCGUCUCUUCAGGGUAGUCCCAUGCAAACCACCCCUCUGAUGCAAGGUGGCAUGUGGACCGGAGGCGCUGGACCGUCUCACCACCCCGGCAUGAUGACGCCUGGCACUCUCUCUCAGCAAGUAUCGCUCAUGCGGACGACUCAGAUUCACAGUGGCGGCGGUCUCACGCAAAGCCAGGCACUAGGCAAAGUAACCCUGGAGCUGCAGGGCAAGCUGUCGAAUAUGGCGCUCGGUUGGACCACAAACGAGGUGACUGCUAGUCGCCGACUGGUUCAGUUCUCCCGAUCGCUUGAGGACGGCAUUCUGAAGGUUCAGUUCCGACCCAUCACGCCUGAAGAGUAUGUGCAGGGAACUGUCGUCGUCUCCUGUAUAUAUCGUCGCGACGGUGCCCCAGACGAGCGCGAUAAGUGCUAUAUUACAUCCGUCGAUGCCAUUCAGUUGCUCGAAGCUAUCAUCGCAACUCCUUUUAGCGUUGAGGAGAAGAAUCGUAUCCGCCGCAACCUUGAGGGCUUCAAGCCCAUCACCGUUUCCAAGCACAAGCCCGAUCAGGAAAACUUUUUCAAGCUUAUCAUGGAGUUCCAGGCACCAAAACCUCGCAAUAUUGAGAAAGACGUCAAGGUCUUCAAGUGGGAGCAUCUAGAACAGGCACUACACAAGAUCAUCGACAAAUACUCUGUGACCGGCGGCCUUGCCUUUCGAGAGCACUCCGAGUCUCCCCGUGCAGACAUUCACGCCUCCCCAACUCCAGCAGGGCCAAGUCGGAUCGUCGCCAGUGCCUCCAGGAAUCUGAAGGCAGAGCCGGUUGAUCCUAACAUGAACGACUUUCAAUACGGCGAGAACUGCGAGCUGGGUAGCCAGGAAGCGUCGCAGCCGAAUAUUGCCAUACAGCCCGCAAGCUACGACCAAUAUUCCAUGCCUCAGUCCAACGAUAACAUGCAGUAUUCCCUCCCUGCAAUGCCCACUUACGAUCCUUCCUCGAAUAACUCAACUGAUAUCACGACCGACGUCGGUUGGAAUCCGAUGGACUACCUCACUGAUCCUCCUGCCACAACCGGUGCUCAAUCCGGCGGCGGUGGUAAUGGACCAACCGGCGCUGAAUCGCAGUCUUUGUACGCGCAGGCCACUUCUCACUCCACCCCUCAGAAGGAUCAGUCUCGUGCGGCUCCCUCCUCUUGAUCACGACCUACACCUGUACAUAUCGUCUGCUGCGACAUCUGCUCUCAUUCGUCACCGACGUUCUGACUCUCCUCAUGUAGUUGUAAGCGGCUUCUGGAGUGUAACCCAAGGACGAUGCCUUACUGUCUUUCUUCUCUUGUUGUCACCAUCAUCACGCGUCUCUCCCUGUAGCAACCUCCCCAUUUCCGAC
This is a messenger RNA of Dacryopinax primogenitus, 2523 nucleotides long. RefSeq lists its product as uncharacterized. Gene Ontology annotation, cellular component: nucleus. The transcript is spliced from 7 exons. The coding region runs from base 372 to 2333 and encodes 653 amino acids. The record is from RefSeq and is a predicted model, not a curated record. Lineage: Eukaryota; Fungi; Basidiomycota; Dacrymycetes; Dacrymycetales; Dacrymycetaceae.